AUCAUCUCAUCAAAUUAAAUAAAGUUAACCCUAAUUUUAUGUGCUGGGCGUUCAAUCGCCGAUUCUUUGUCAACCGGAUCGGCUUUUCGGAGCUCAGAGUUGCCGUACAGGUGGCCGAUGGCGGCGGCGGCGGCGGAGGACAGGAACGGUGGCGAUCUUAGUGAGGCUAGCGAUUACACAUCCGAGGACGAGGGGACUGAGGACUACAGACGCGGAGGCUACCAUGCGGUCCGCGUAGGAGACGCGUUCAAGCACGGACGUUACGUUGUUCAGAGCAAGCUCGGCUGGGGACAUUUCUCCACUGUCUGGCUCGCCUGGGACACCCAGAAAUCUAGAUAUGUAGCUUUAAAAGUUCAAAAGAGUGAUCAGGAUUAUACUGAAGCGGCAAUGGAUGAAAUUACAAUACUAAAGCAGAUUGCCGAGGGAGAUCCAGAUGACAAGAAGUGUGUCGUGAAGUUGUUGGAUCACUUUAAGCAUUCAGGACCAAAUGGGCAGCAUGUUUGCAUGGUAUUUGAGUGCUUGGGGGACAAUCUUCUGACUCUUAUUAAGUAUUCAGACUAUCGAGGAGUUCCGCUUCACAAGGUUAAAGAAAUUUGCUUCCACAUUUUAGUAGGUCUCGAUUAUCUACAUCGCCAACUCUCGAUCAUACAUACAGACUUGAAGCUAGAAAAUAUCUUGCUUUUAUCGAUGAUUGAUCCAUCCAAAGAUCCAAGGAAGUCUGGUGCAUCUCUCAUCCUCCCAAAUGAUAAAAGUAAGAGUGUCUCAGAGACAGGGCCUUCAAAGGAUGCCAAGAGUUCAAACCGUGAUCUGUCCAAGAGCCAAGAGAAGAAAAUACAGAGAAAAGCUAAACAGGCAGCUCAAAAAUGUUUUGGUAAAGAUGCUACUGAGGAAGCUGAGCUGGAUACCGAAGCUAGUACUCCUGACAAUUCUCGUCACAAUGAAAAACGAGAUCAAGGAUCCACUGACAGAGAAAGUGAUACUAAAUUCCAGAAAGAUGCAUCAAUUAAAACAGAUGGAGUCUCAAAUGGGAACCAAGGAAGUCAAAGUAAUAAGAGAGGCAACCGCUCGACAAGGCAGAAGCUAUUGGCUGAAGCUGAGCUCAAGUGCAAACUGGUUGAUUUUGGCAAUGCAUGUUGGACUUAUAAACAGUUUACAAGUGAUAUUCAGACUAGACAAUACAGAUCCCCAGAGGUUCUCCUCGGCUCUAAAUAUUCAACUCCAGUGGAUCUCUGGUCCUUUGGUUGCAUUUGCUUUGAGCUUGCAACAGGAGAUGUUCUUUUUGACCCUCAUAGUGGUGACAAUUACAACAGGGAUGAGGAUCACUUGGCAUUAAUGAUGGAGGUCCUUGGAACAAUGCCGCGUAAGAUUGCAUUGGGUGGACGAUAUUCAAGGGAUUUCUUCAACAGGUAUGGAGACUUGAGGCAUAUAAGACGGCUGCGAUUCUGGCCUCUUAAUAAAGUGCUUAUGGAGAAAUACGAGUUCAGCGAGCAAGAUGCAAAUGACAUGGCGGAUUUUCUUGUUCCCAUACUUGAUUAUGUGCCUGACAAAAGACCUACUGCAGCACAGUGUCUGAAUCAUCCUUGGAUAACUGGAGGCCCUCGGCAUCUUGUGCCACCUCAUGGUCAUCUCCUACAAGCAAUGGAAAAUGGUAAUGUAGAAAAGGUGGAGAAGGAUGGUAGGGAUGCAGUGGAAGCGGGAAUGGGGAAUAUAUCCAUUGAUGGAGCUCCAAAGCCAGUCAAAGCUUCCCAAUUGACAGUAAACCGACCUAAACAAACUUUGUAACUUAGCCAAUUAUGUGCUUUUCCCUUCUUUCUUCAUUUACCUUCUUUGGCCCCUUAAAAGCUCUUGGUUGUUUGUUUUGUUUGCUCCACCUGAGAAAUGUAUGUUAGCGCAAUACCACUAUCAUUCUUUUGUGAUGCUCAUUUGUGUGACCGAAAUGUGAAAUAUCAAUUAUUAUUAUUUUUUUUUUCAAAAAA
Ipomoea nil (Japanese morning glory) is the source of this 1976-nucleotide messenger RNA. RefSeq names its product SRSF protein kinase 1-like. The transcript has 4 exons. Bases 118 to 1782 code for a protein of 554 amino acids. Gene Ontology annotation, molecular function: protein kinase activity; ATP binding. Gene Ontology annotation, biological process: spliceosomal complex assembly; regulation of mRNA processing; protein phosphorylation. The record is from RefSeq and is a predicted model, not a curated record. NCBI's taxonomy places the organism in Eukaryota, Viridiplantae, Streptophyta, Magnoliopsida, Solanales, Convolvulaceae.